UUGAAAUAUUAACAGAAGACAUUUUUCUCUAAAAUUAAUUUACAUGUGGAAAAACUUGCUUAUAUGUUAGUUUGUACAGGUGCUUGCAGAAAAAUCUUGCCUUUGUUUAUGUAAAAGACAGAUUUAAUCAGAUUCAACGUAAAACAUUUCUACUGGCUUGCAACAUUUGACGAAAAUCUACUACUAAUUUAAUACUAUGCAUCGACAUGUUACCUUUGUAAAGAAAAUAAUUAAGCUUGAAAACUUUGGACGAUAUUCUAAGAAUGGUUUUACACUUGUUGGCUGUUGUAACUCUGUAAUAAAUAGACACUGGUACAACACUGGUACCAACAAUCCAAGCACCUACCAUACACAGUUUCCAGCAAAAGAGGAAAAAGAAUCCUGGGCAAUACAAAAUUUUGAAGAUAGGCUGUUUGAUUACCUUAGUGAUAAUGGAGACAGGUUGAGCGUGCAGAAAUUUAGGACUGCAAUAGCAAAUUAUGGUUUACGUGAUUCUGACCCCAGGCUGACAGAGAGUAUGGAGAAUUUAAACAAUGUACAAGCACAGGCAGACCUACAUGGUUUAUUUGUUGAUAAAAACACAUUUAAAGAUUGUAUAGCAGAUAAUAUAGUCUUGAUAGCCAAAGCCUUCCACAACAAUUUUAUCAUACCAGAUUUCCCUAUGUUUAGACAACAAAUAGAUGAACUUUAUUGGAAAGCUAAGAGUAAUAGUGCUGGCAGGGUAGCAAAUUAUAUACCACAGCUUGCCAGGUACAGCCCUGAUGAUUGGGGAAUAUCUAUCUGCACAAUAGAUGGCCAAAGGCAUUCUGUUGGGAACUUUAAUGUACCAUUUUGCUUACAGUCAACCAGUAAACCACUAGUGUAUGCCCUGGUUCAAGAGGAAUUAAAUCAAGAAACAGUUCAUCAGUAUGUUGGCCAUGAACCCAGUGGGUUCACGUUCAAUGCCAUUUCUCUUGAUCCUGCAAAUAAACCACACAACCCAAUGAUAAAUGCUGGAGCCAUUCUGACCUGUUCUUUACUCAAGCAAAACAUGAAUCUUGCAGAUAGAUUUGAUUACGUGACAAAGAUGUUUAAAAGAUUGACUGGUGGAGAAUAUCUGGCAUUCAAUAAUGCUGUAUUUUUAUCUGAGAGAGAAACAGCUGACCGCAAUUUUGCAUUGGGAUAUUAUAUGAGAGAAAAUAAGUGUUUCCCAGAGGGAACCAAUUUGAUGGAAACAUUGGAUUUUUAUUUCCAGCUUUGUUCAAUAGAAGCUGACUGUGAUUCUGCCUCUGUGAUAGCAGCUACUCUAGCUAAUGGAGGGGUGUGUCCUACGACAGGGGACAAGGUGUUUUCUACCAACUCUGUACGGAACACUCUGUCAUUAAUGCAUUCCUGUGGCAUGUAUGACUACUCUGGAGGGUUUGCCUUUGAGGUUGGUUUACCUGCUAAGUCUGGUGUCUCAGGAUGUAUAAUGCUGGUUGUACCAAAUGUAAUGGGUAUAUGUAUGUGGUCACCGCCCUUAGAUAAAUAUGGUAACAGUGUCAGAGGAAUACAGUUUUGUAAGGAUUUUGUUGAGAAAUUUAAUUUCCAUAAUUACGACAGCUUAAUACAUUCUCCUAAGAAGUUUGACCCUCGAAUUAGAAAAGCAGAAUCUAGGGCCAAAGUUGUCGUAAAUCUGUUGUUUGGAGCUUACAAUGGAGACGUAACAGCUCUGAGAAGAUAUGCAUUAUUAGGUACUGAUAUGAACUUAGGAGAUUAUGAUGGAAGAACAGCUUUACAUGUUGGGGCUGCAGAGGGAAAUGAUAGCGUUGUUAAAUUUCUGUUGGAGAAAUGUAAAGUCAAUCCAUUCCCUAGAGACAGAUGGGGAUUUACUCCACUUGAUGAUGCUGUAAGAUUUGGGCACACAGUAGUACAGAAAAUAUUAGAGCCCUACACAGAGGAAGAUAAAGACAAUACAACAGUAGAUUCUUGAUGAAGGCUAUAAAUAGAAAUUCUUUAGACCAAUAAUUAGAAAGUACCAAUCUGUUAACUUAGUUCCUGAAAUCUAAUGUCUGUUAAUGUAGUUAUUGAAAUUUAAUGACUGUUAACUUAAAAUUUAAUGAGUUAACAUAGUUCAUGAGUUUUAGAUUUAAUGAAUGUUAACACAGUUUAUGAGAUUUUAGAUUUAAUGAAUGUUAACAUAGUUUAUUAGAUUUUAGAUUUAAUGAGUGUUAACAUAGUUCGCAAUAAUUUUUUGACCCAUUUAUGGGCAUUAUUUUUUCUGGUCUGUGCGUCCAAUCAACUUAAAUAUUAGUAGACAUGUUCCCUGUGAUAUAAUCUUUCUAAUUUUAAUGCCAAAUUAGAGAUUGACCCCUUUUUAACGGUCCACUGAACAUAGAAAAUGAGAAUGCAUAUGGGGCAUCCGUGUACUAUGGACACAUUCUUGUUGAAUAUAAAGUUGUAAGAUAUUGCCAAAAAAAGUGUACAUAUAAUGCACCAGAAGAGUGUGUGUAAUAUGGUUCACAUGACAGUCAGAUUUCUACUUUGCCAAAAUUGCCUCUUUGAUUUUUUGCUACAAUAGUAGAGGGGCAUUAUGUUUCCUAGUCUGUGGAUCAGUUUGUCUGUCUGUCCAACUUCAGUUUCAAGUUUUUGGUGAAGGUAGUUUUUGAUGAAGUUGAAGUCCAAUUAACUUGAAACUAAGUACACAUGUUCCCUAUGAUAAUUAUGAUCUUUCUAAUUUGAAUGCCAAAUUUGAGUUCUUUCACUAAUUUUACAGUCCAAUGAACGUAGAUUAUAAGAGUGCAAGUGGGGCAUUCAUGUACUAAGGACACAUUUUUUUUGUUAAUAAAAAAAUGACAGUCAUCGUAGAAGUGACACUUGAUAGAGUUUUAGUCAAAUGCAUCAAUACCCGUCCUUUUUUGGAAGACAAGUAUUUUUCCUAUUAUUUAGCACCAAUGGACAUAUUUUUAUAACUCUUUAUUACAUAAAAGAGGGACAAAUGAUACAAGAGGGACAUUCAAACUCAUAAAUCGAAAAUAGACUGACAAUGCUGGCUAAAAAUGAAAGAAGACAAACAAUAGAACACAUGACACAACAUAGAAAACCAAGACAUAAGAUUAUCUUUUAUUGGUUGAUAGGGCAAUUUUGUAAAGACAAGACUUAAAAAAAAAUUGAAGGGAAACAGCCACAGAUAACAUACAAAAUGAUUAUUUAAAAAAUUGACCAGUCAGACCCAACAUUGCCAUUUUCACCAAAAUAUUCAUUGUCUGGGAACUGGAAUACAAGUUAGUGCUUUUAACAGAUGAAAUUUUAUCUUUUUACAUUUGAAUGAAAUUUAUACAUAUACAUUUAACAUAUAUGUAGAUAUCUGUAAGAUGUGAAAUAAUUUGUACAUACCAAAAUCAGUUGUUUUUCUGACUUUUUGUAUUUUACCAAGAUGCAUUGUAUCUUUUUUCUCCAUACUAUAAAUUAUGUAUAAAAAGUAUAUAACACACAAAAACUCUUUAAUGUACAGCUAGUCAGGUUUAAUACUUUUGACUCAGGAAUUUGUUCUUUUAUUUAUUACCAUAUAUGUCGGAGAUUUAAAUAUGACAAACCAGGUACAAACCGAUAAAAAGAACAGCAAAUAUCUUUGAUGCAUUUAUUUUUGUUGGUGACGAUUUUUGUGGAUGGAGAAAAAAAAUUGUUUCAUUUCUUGUUCCUCAGUCAUUGGAACUUAAAAUCUGUAUAUUAUUGAGUAUUAAAAUUUGUUCAAAUGUCUAUGAAAAAUCUGUAUUGUUAAUGCAUUCACUGUAAAUAAAUAUCAAGUUGCCAUAAAUU
Molecule: messenger RNA, 3777 nt
Organism: Mytilus trossulus (common blue mussel)
Lineage: Eukaryota; Metazoa; Mollusca; Bivalvia; Mytilida; Mytilidae
Product: glutaminase kidney isoform, mitochondrial-like
Exons: 15
Coding region: 197-1951 (584 amino acids)
Biological process (GO): L-glutamine catabolic process
Molecular function (GO): protein binding; glutaminase activity
Source: RefSeq, a predicted model, not a curated record